Molecule: messenger RNA, 14185 nt
Organism: Xyrichtys novacula (pearly razorfish)
Lineage: Eukaryota; Metazoa; Chordata; Actinopteri; Labriformes; Labridae
Source: the annotation of a GenBank genome assembly
CUUCAGCGGAGACCAAAUCUACAAAUAAGUUAAGUUGCUGUUUGGACAAAAUAAUCAUGAAGAUGUCUCAUCCUUUGGCUCUGGGAAAUCUGGGCAAUUGUGACAUUUCUCAUGGUCUACCAUUUUACUGUUUAUUCACGACAAUUAACAUGUUCUGGAUUCUUUCGAAUUAGAAUUUUAAGGAUGCCUAGCCCAUGUUCACACUUGAAAGAAUGGAAGGUCCACCUGAAUGAUAAUUUUGACAAGCUUUACUGGUUGCAGAUCUGGGUUACAGCGUCAUCAUGCCAAAAGUGUAACAAAGACUGAAGACCCAGAAUCCAUGUGGGGUAAUAACAAAGCACACCAUAAUUUGGGAGCCUGAGGGUUGUUAAAAAUGGGUACAAGGUCCUUAUUGAAGGUGGUUGUUAGAAGCCCAUGGCUCCAGGAAUCUAUCACCAAAGUAUCCGAGGUAUUUGAGUGACACAGCUCCACCACGCUCUAAAGGCUGACAUGACUGGCUAAAGAAAAUCAUCCUAACAUGAAGGUGAAGUGGGUAACAUUUGUGGAAAUAAGCCAUUUUGGUUUGAGGUGAGCUUAAAAUCUUUAUCAGCCACUCCUAUAAAAGUCUGCUCCAGUUUACCCACCUCAGUCAGAAACGACCUGGUUUUAUACAGCCAAUACCCAAACACGUUCAGUUUCACUAAAAACAUAAGUCACUCACUAUUUAUUAAUACUUCUUGUCGUUUUCAUAGUUAGCACAGUUAGCUGAUAGCAUGAGUUGCAGGUGUCUCAAACACCAGAAUGGGUAAUAGGAGUCCCACAUCUCAGUGAAGCUAACGGUACUAUCACUAGUGAGAUAAAAGUCUUCACAAUGAGUUAGCACUGUCUACGUAUGAAUUUUAAAAAGUUAAUUCAAUAGAGUGAUAUGGUCAGUUUGUGUAACGCUCUUGAACAUCCCUUGUUGUACACGUACAUGUGACAACAAACGUGCACGGCGCAUGCGGAAAAGGCACGUUUGAAAACUCACCCUUGGCAGCCGGUAGAAUAAAGUUCAAUGAAUUCCCUUUUUGUUUUAGCUCAUAUAGAGACACAAUAAAUAACAACACUAGAGAAAAACAUAUUACCGUUUUCCGCUACUUACAAAUUCCUCGUUCACGCCGCUAGCUCUGUAGAAACACAGGGUGUUGAGUGGAAAAAUCCACGUGUUACAAGAUGACAGCCACUGAAUGUGCCACUGACAGUGCGCUGUCUACAGCGGACAUCACUUAUAACAACAACAGCAACAAAAAUAAGAAAAAUGAAGCCGAGUUUAAGUCAGGCCGUCUCCUGAGUGACUCCUGUUGUCGCUGUGUUUACAUCUGUCUGAAUGUGAUUAUUGGGAAGCGGAUGUAGGCGGAGCCAAGCGUGAUGUUCAAAUGUGAUUGCGGAUUUUUAGGCUGGUGUUGUGCCGUUCGCGAACGAUUCGUUCAAAGAAACCGAAUCUUUUACGUGAACGUACUGAACCGAAUCACUUCCUCGAGUGAUUUGUUCGUUUCUCACUUCAGUUGAACUGAAGUGAGAAACAGCAUUGCCAGUCGAGCAGCCGGCGAGAGAGGGACUACAUGCACCAACACCUGAAUCACUUGGUGAACGAAUCAUGCAUUGAACUACACUCUCUGGAAUCAUUUUUGCUGGACAAAACUACCCUUUUUUUCACUGCUAAAUUGCCACCACAACUUUCAUACAAUAAGACACAGCAUGUAACAAGUAGUGCAUUAAACCCACAGCAUCCAAUCAUUGCAGCAGUUUGCGAGGGAACGGUGCAUGUUCACUUUGAAUUCUUCUAAACGUUCAGUGAACGAAUCCGACCAGGAGACCAAUUUACUGAGCUGACCUUAUAGAUAACAUACCAUAGGACGGUACACUUAAAACAUCAUGACAUAAAAGCAAGUUCAUUUUUACAAACCUGUUUGCCAAAGCAACACAGCCAAACACUCUCAUCUCCCAGUCCCAAAAGCUAUGAAUUGAACUGAAUCCUGAAAUGUUCAGCUGUGUAUCAGUUCAGGAGGUCAUAGUCGCAGGCUUCUCCUGACAAGCACUACAUGAUUCAGUAAUUUAGUGAACGAAUCUUUUGAACAAAUCUAUUUGGUGAACUGAUUCUUGUGAUUCGGUACAUCUAAAAGAACUGCCAUGCCCAUCACUAAUAUAUGCUGCAGUUUCAGGGUAGCAAUUUCACUUACUUUACUGUUAUUCAGCCACCCAUAGAGUUGCUGUCUGUAAUUCAGAUCAGUUGGUUCUGUUGCAGGGUCUAUGUCUGUCUUUUUGAUGCUAAGUGUUUUACUUUGGUCCAGCUGCUGGGGGUGAUGUCCACUGAGCUUUGUUUUGUAACCAAAUCACUAUUCCCAUUUGAAUCCCAUCCCUGUAUCACUCCUUUUAAUUUGGUGGGUGUCAACGCAAUGUCCAUGUAGCUUCUUAGCAAAGUGUCUUGUAAAACAAAAUGACAGAUCUCAUUGUGCCAUAAUUGCUUUAUCAUGGUAGCGCACACAUAAUAUGAGCACUGGGAGCAUUGAGUUCACUGUGAAGGAGCGUACUGUCAUACUUUCCCCAGUAGAUGGUAGUAUCACACUGCUGUUAUCUGAGGAUUUUACUCUCUAGCCAGUGACAAUAACCGGCUGUUGGUGUUACAGGUAAUCUAUCAAAAGUCGUCAUUUUUAUUAUCUGUCUUCACCGAUUUGUCUUAAGCUGUCGUCUCAGUUUACAGUGAAAACUACAGGACUCGAGCCUAUCUAUCAAUGAGAGUACGGUUUUGUGAACAAAAGCAGAAAGAUCCUGAACUUAAAGUUCAACUUACAGUUCAGAUGAUGUAUUUGCUGGAAGUCCCCGUUUAUCUUUCUUGGUAAGAAAUGCUUUUUUCUCUCUUUUUUUUUUUUUUUUUUUUACUGUUAUGCUGCUUCACUGAGAGUUUAAUCCUGCUUUCUUCUUUGUGAACAGCUCACAGAGGGAAGUUUCUUUUGCCCUGAGAGCAUCAAGUGACAUUCUGUCAACUUAAUGCAUAUCCCUCGAUUUCAUAUUCGUAAUUCUCCUCAGAAACUCAGAAAGUAAGGGCUUUAAUGUUUGGAGUUUUACAAUAAAUCCACAGUGUUUGGUAAAGAGUCAGUUAUCUUCAGCACCAGAGAACUUCAGGGUAUCUUUAUCCAUUUCAAAUGCCACUAGAAAGGAGGACUCACAACUGUUGAGGAUGAUUUAGUGGUUUGGUUGAGAAAUAUAUGAUUUGCUCAUAGUGUCAAGCUUUGGAGUCACAUGUCUCCUUAUUUUGAGUUCUUGUCUGUUUGAUGUUGAUUACAAGGGAAGAACACUUUCCUUUUAACACUGGGCAACUUAGUUGUCAAGAGCUUCAUGGAGAUACAGUAAUUUGAGGACUUGACCUUUGACCCAUGAGGUUGAGGUAGGCUAUAUACUCUCAGACUAUUCUAUACAGUCAAUGGGCUACACCUGCUGUUAUCACACAUAGUCUCUCUUGUGUUUUUAAAAAAUUUACUCUACUUUCGGUUUUUUAAAACAUGUCCCAUUAUCAUCAUGUUCACUUUCUUGUGAAGCUGAAAUGUAUCAGCAUGUCCAAAACCAGAACCCUAAGCACGAAGCUGCUGAAUGGAAGUCAACCUUCAAUGACUUUAUCAUUUAGGGUGCACCCUCACCUGUUGCUUUCCAUAGUGAUGCCGCAAUGUUUGAUGUGUGCCAGUUAUUCUUCCUCAUGAUCAAGAAAAUGAGUAUAGUUACUUUAAAGCUCCUGUGAGGGACUUUGGGUCUUUGUCAAGUUUGACGCCGCCUGGGGAUAAGGUAGGGUGACCAUAUUCUGACUUCCCAAAAAGAGGACACGACUACGUAGGGGCAGAGUCACGGAGUCACAGAGUCGCACAAAGUUAAUUUUGAGAGUUUUUCAGGGCGGAUCAAGUGUCUUUUAUGCGCUUCUUACUCAGUAAGUCCACGUGACACAAAAUCAAACUAUUCGAACAAAACUGCAGACAUUUGAGGGAUUUUAUAAACUUCCCCGGACAAAGCCGGAUAAGCCUGGACAGCCUCCUAGAUAAAGAGGACAUGUCCAAAUAAAAGAGGAUGUAUGGUCACCCUAGAUAAGGCUGCCUUAAGUCAUCUUGUCCUCUAAAUGCUUGAGUAGUUUUACAUGACAACAAAUCUCAUCCUGAUGACUUUUGAUGGCCAAUUUCAGACAAUAAAAAUAAUAGGUAAAAGAUGAACUUGUCUAUUUCAUAAAUGUCCAAACACUUCUUAUAGCAGCCUUAAAACUUCCUAGUAGAAAUACUUGACAGAAACCAGACCCUUUGACCAUCAUGGUUCAUAUCAAGGAGAGAUGCAUCAUAGAAAAUUGUAAGAGCAAUCAUUAAAGAAUAUUCCUUCUGAAUACGCAAGGGUUUUGGGUUGCAAGAGCCUUGGUUGGUCUACAAACGCACUCUGUACAUCCUACUGUACUUUUGACGCUGCAUCACAAUUAUGUAACCCUCAGUAGAACUGGCAAAAAAAUAUCUAUGUUAGAGCAAGUGGGCAAGUCCAUAAAACAUCUCGGUGAAGUUUCUUUCCACGGGGAGCUGGGUUUGAAGGAGAAAAUAUGAAGGGUUGGUUCUGAUGCGGACACAGAGGAACCAGCAGAAGAUGCGGAGAAUAAUUUGCUCUCCUCUGAUUCCUCUGCAUAGUGGAGGCACUAUCAGAGACCACGUGAGAGGAAUAUUCAAUGACGGUCCCCGACAGACCUAGUUCAUCUCUACUGGCACUCCUCUGCUGCUGACAUGGACUCCUCCUGGACUCUGUGUUUUCUCCCCACACACGACCAGUACUCUGUCUGAAUGUAACCUUUGGUCUUUUACCGUUUCCUUCUUCUUUUUCUGUUCUUUUUUCUUUUAUUUUUCUUCUUCUCACCUUCACUCGUCAAACUGUUAUUGGGGGAGUAUGGCUUGGCCGUGCAUAAGCAGAGUGUGCUGCUUGGCUCGUUUCUGGAACCAGUUCGAUAAAUCGGACCUUUCCGUCCCGCUCACCAUCCAGAACUACUCGGACAUCGCCGAGCAAGAGGUGCGGUCAGUCACCAAACAGGUCUCCGCCUCAGAGCGCGCGCCAGGGAAUAACUACUCGACCCCGGAGCCGCGGGCGACCGCAGGUUCCCCUCACGCGCGCGGUGAUGGCUCGGGGACCCGGGGAUCUUUCAGGGCACGGAAGGAUCCCAGUUACAAGCCCCGGGAGGAUUACCACCCACCCGGAGUUCCUUUCCCCAGCGUGACUCAGUACAAGCAGGAUUUCAAACCGUGGCCAAUUCCACGGAAGGAGAACUUCCCGUGGAUAAGUAACGGGGGCAGCAGAGCGGACAGUAUCUCGGACAGUCCGGUGAACAGUUACCUUCCCGGGGAGAGAGAGGAGCGGGGCAAGGGGCAGAGGUGGGGGGAGCAGCAGGUGAUGGAGGAGAGGAAAACAAGCUCCUACAGGUAGGACAUGUCCCCCUCUGUGACCCGUUUGUCGACCUGUCAGAGGACUCGGGGGUUGCUGGGAAACUACUGUCCACUUUGCCCUCGUUAGAUGGCACAACAGCUCAUGGAGGUACAGUGAUGACCCAGAAAGCCUGCAUGGAGAUAGGGGUCAUCAGUACUUCCUAAUCAAAUUCGAUUUUCAUAGAGUAUUAGAUUUACAUCCUUUUGUUUGGCUCUUGACUGAUUUAAAAAAAAUGAGAUAUGAAGUUUGAAUAUUCUGCAAAACAAUGAAAAUCAAAUCAAAUGCAAUUCAGUCAAAAGUGAGACAUUUUUGAUCAUUUCUUUUGAAAAGUAAAAAGAGGCCAGAAGACUAAAUUGGCUGAUCCAGUGGUGUAAAUACCCUGGUGGGGGCAGGGAGGCAAUGCCCACCUGGUGCAGAAAAACUGCAGUUAAAGUAUUUUCUUCUGUCUGAGAUGAAACUUUGAAGUAAUGCCAAUGAAAAAUUGUCAGUAAGCAUCAUAAACAUGGUUAUUGAUAAAGUAUUGAUAGUUCUGUCGUUUUACUUUUACAUAAUUAAAAUCUGACUACAGGCUGUUGCAUAAAUAUUCAUCAGAAGGGGAAUGAAUUAGGGAUGCACCGAUUUGAUAUUUGAUAUCGGUAUUGUCCCGAUAAUGAAGAAAAUUUUAGACAAUGGGCCCAAUGCAUAGGGGCAGAUCUAAUGAGUUUGACUUUAUACUAUGUGCUGUGAGUGGCAUCCACAAGUAUACACGCUGAGCGAUGCCCACAUUGUUUUCAAUACAUGGCCACUUGCAAUACCUACACAGUAAACGUUUCUAGAGGCAGUAGUAAAACUUCAGGUUACAACAAAAGGUAAUUCAGUGCAGCUUUUCUGUAUCAGAAUUGGAUUGUUAUCGGCUGAUACUAAACUGUAAAAAUCUGUAUCAGUAUUGGAGGUGAAAGAAAUGGAUCUGUGCAUCCCGGGUAAGAAUUAAGUUUUAGAUGCCCCAAAUUCCUAUCUCCAGGUUUCCAACCAGUAUGUUGCCCACCUAAAACAAUAUCAGCUGACCUUUACUGAUGCAAAUGCCUCAUCUUUACAGAAUACCAAGGUGAUACAAAAAACUGAGGAGUUAUGAAAUGAUCUUUAGAAAACUGGGAAGUUGGUUACAGCUUUUGUGACCUGGUGCCACAUGGCGUACAGCAGGUGCCCUUUCAGUUUUUCAUGCCUCUGUUCCUCAAAUAGCCUGAGCUGGUGUUUCAAUAGAAAUGCAAAAAAAAAAAAAAAAAAUCUGUAUUAUUUUUGACCUUUUUCACAGAGUGCAUGCUCUUCAAAGUGACCAUUUUUGAAGCCUCACUUUGUAAAGCAUUGCUUAAAAAUCAUGUCAGAUUCAACCUUUAAGCCUCCACUGAAUACAGCCCCCAUGGUGCUUGUCAGCCUAAUGAUGCAUCCCUUCUUCCAGACAGGAGUACAGACCGUGGACAGGGGUGAAACCAGCCAAAAGUGCAAGGAAAAACCCUCCCGCUCAAUACUCCAGCCCUGGCACAGAGGCCAUUGAGGUCCCACGUGAGACCAGCUACCAGGCUGCCUACAGCGGGGACGUGCACAACAGGUCCACAACUGGGCUACAUCAAGGAGAGCACAUCAUUCCAUCUGCUAGCACAAAUAUACAACCUGCUGCUGUCCCCCCACCCAUCCCUGCUGCCCUGCAGACCGGUGGCUCACAAACCCCCUCCGGUCUCCCGCAGAGCGUCCUGCCUGAGAGGACUGAGCUCAGCGUGAUGAGCAGAGGGGAGGUAAGCACAAGUAAUAUCGUUUUCUGCCGGAAGAGGCAUAUUUUGCAUGUUACCAAAACAGAUGUGAGUUCAAUGAGUUCACUGGAGGAGCUGCAGGUUUAAAAUCACAGCUCACUCCUCCUUAAACUCAUCUUUACUCAUCUCUCUGAAGGCCUGUUGCUGUCGGGGUGUCUCCGAAAAAUGAUACAGCAUUGUCUCCCUGAGCAGCUCCAAGUGACCAAGCUGUUUAAAACAGGCCGUGUGCUGUGUUAGAUAACACUCGGCUGGUGCUACACUCAUCACUCUGACCUGAAUACAAACAGCGUGAUGAGAACAAAAAGACAGGAAAUGGGAAACCUACAAAAAGUGAAAAAAAAACCCUGUAGAUAUAUAUGUUCAUCUAUUUAUAACAGAAGAUUAAGGCUAUGUGGGAGUAAUUGAUUUCUUCAAACAUAAAUGUAUUCUAUAUGAAUAUAUAACAUGUAUAAUUAGAAAGGAUUGUUUCAAAUCUAUCUUAGUCUCAUAGAAAACUUCCUUCAGUGAAAUCUAGACCUGUCAUUUGUAUCCAAAGUCAAUGCUUUUUUGAAGACUGAAGUUUGUUUACCUGCCACAAAAAUACAGUAAAAAUAAUUUACUGUAUGUCAAGAGAGUCUGACUAAGCUAGUAAUUCAUUCUAAUGUCAAGGAUAGAAAAUAAAAGUUUGUUCGAAAGCCAGGGGCAAAUUGAUGAGAGAAGAAGAAUCACUCCAAUAUUCACAGUUCUGUAUUUAAACCCAGAUUUUUAGUGACACAUAAAGAACAAGCGACACAGAGGGAUUCAAACAGUGCUGUGGGCAAGAAGGUAACAGGAUUUACUCAGAAAGCUGAAACGCAUCAGUUCAGUUAGGAUGUUCCAGAUUAAUGUGGGAUAAAGUCUGAGUAAGGGGACAAGCCCACCCGUCCCCUCCCCUCCUUUUUGUGCCCUCUCUUGUUGCUGCAGCGACAAAAAACGAGACAGUUUUUGGGAGUCUCCAAAGUGAAGGUUUAGUGCCAUCCCUCCUCCCCGCCCACACCCUCCUGUGCCAUCUGCCCUGCAGAGAGCUGGGCCGGGUCGGGUCGGGCAGAGCUGGGCCAGGUCAGGCUGAUUUGCCCGUUUUAGCGCUGCUUAGCAACAGCUGCCGCAAUAAAAGUGACUGUGACGCUCAUCUGGAAAGGUUAGAAGAUUUGUUUUUGUGAGAAAAGCUGAAUCUUCAGGAUGGUAGUGCGAAAUGACAAUGAUAUCAUAUGUAUUAGGAGGUUUGAGAAAUCAUUUGAAAUUAUAGGCUGAGCUUAUUUUAGUGUUUAUCUAAAAAGCUGUAUCAGCACUCCCCCAUUCAUAGGACUCAGACAUACUGUAUGUUUUGGCAAGUAGCAUUGUUGUAACUAGAAUCAACAAAGUACAUAAAAUGUCAAAGUUUGAGUGAAGUUUUUCAAGGAUACCUCAGUGUUUGUAAAAUACUUAGUCAUUAUAUUGUGCCCUCAGUCCUGCAAUUUCAGAGGUUAUGGAAUAACUACUUGAGGAAAAUAACCCUCUAGUUAUUUGCAUACAUUUGUGUCUAUUGGCUGCUGUGUGAGGGCGUUCUGACUCUCAGUUUCUGUGCGACUGUGAUGGAGGUGAAACUGAGAGAUGUCAGUGGUGGGACACAAACUCUAUUAAUACCUCUGGCCCAGUUGGAGUGAGAGUUUACGGCACAUUAUGAAGGGACGUGCUGCUGGCAGUGUGCUGUGGGACUGAGUGCUGCUGUCUAUUUCACACACACCCUUUCAUUUUCAUGGUGCAGGUUUUUUUUUUUUUUUUUUCAGCUACUCCCCAGUCUGUUGGUGCGACACACACCAACCUGGCAGCGAAUCAAGUCUAUCUUAGAUAAUCCACCUCGGUCACCAUCCUCCCACUCGCUGCCAACUCAUUACUGACUCACCAGCCCCCCUGCAGAGGUGUCUGACUGAGUAUAGCACAUCCCACUCUUCUCGCAUGCUUUGCACCGGGAGGGUCAUGGCACUCUGCUGGUAUUUGCCCAUGAGGAAAAUCACCGUUUGUGCUGCAAUUCCAUAAACUGAGCAGACGACGAUGCAUCCUCAUUUAGAGCAAAGCGUUUCUAUCUAUUCAUUAAAAGAUUUAACGCUUAAGUCCCAAAUAAGCUGCUGAAAUCAAAAUCUGCUCCUGAUGAUAAAGGAGUCAGCAGCCAUGAAAUUCUCAUUAUUACUCAAAUCAAUCUGCCAAAUUGUGUGCGCCCUUCACCCAUCAGAGAUAAAAUCCAUCUCCGCAGAUAAAGAUGUCUCUAAUUGUAUGACACGCAGCAGACAAUUGACCGUUUAGAGCACGCUGAGAGAGCCCCGUGUUGUUGAACUCAUUCAACUCUGCAAACCUAAUUUAAAACAUCCUGUUGAGAGGUUAUAUUGCUUGCUGUCGAAUGAAAGAAUGAACUACUGUUAAAACCUCAAACCCACGGAUUUGCGGCUAAAUAAUCCGGAGUGUGUCUCAGGGAUGAGUGAGACAAAAAACAGCUGAAUGGGGAAUACAUUAAGCAUGCAGAGUAGAAACCUCAGCAGGAAAGUCCUGUUAUGGUGAAUUCGUGGUUGUUUUUAUAGUCGGCUUAGAGGCAGCAGCCCUCCUGAGAUUUUGGAUUGUACUGUCAGAGCUCACAGGCUCCCUGUGCCGUGCGGCGCUGUGAAUGUACAUCAGAGUGGUGGGAUGGAGAUGCUGCUCACAAUAGAUUAAAACAGUUUGAAAAGGUUAGAAAAGCUGCAGGGACAGUACAACCUCAAGAUUCACUUCCCUUUCUAACCCCUAUCAUUUCUCUUCUCUCUAUUUACCCAGGGGCGAGGCCAGAAGGUGCCCCAGUGCCCCCAUUACCAAAGAUAGAAGGUGUUGAUAGUCUGCUUGGUAGAAGUCACCAUGAAACCACCUCAACGCAGGGCGAGAUAUCAUUAAGAGACAAAGUAUCUACCACCAAAACAAAACAAGUACAACUACAAAUAUACACAGAAUGACCUAAAGGUUUUGUUGGAAAUCUUCAGUGAAAGGUAGAAAGAAAAUACAGAAGAAUCAACAUGUGCAAAAAGCUGCAAGGCAACCAGGGGUGAUGCAAAACAACUGCCAAGAGUCUGGACAACAAAGAGACACAAAAACAGCUACAAAGAGGCACAAAAAACAGCAUGACACAUACACAAAUCACAGCCCAACACGAGACGCAAACUGACUGUUAUGUAUCUCAGCCUCUGCAGUAAUCUUUGUCAAUCUUUGACCUUCUUGACGGGCUCAUCAUUUUUCCCUCUCUUUAAAAACACAUCUAAAUCUGUUUGAUAAUGAGCCAAAUGACCUUUAAGAAACGCAAAGUAGCUCCUGAAAGACAGAGGUGGGCAGUAUUUGCAGUUCAUCUGUUAUUUCUGUUUAAAAUGUACUGACAUGCAGUGACAUUUACAUUUAAACCUGUUGAAAAUCUGAGCCCCCUUUGACAUCAAGCUAUACAAAGCAGUGACACAAAGCAACUUUAAAGAGUCAAAAAAGAAAAAGGAAAUUCAAAGUGAAUCCAAAGAGACACAAAGCAACUACAAAGAGAUGCCAAACGACUAUAAAGUAAUGCAAUGAAAUUUUCAAUGGAUGAAAAGAAAGGACAGAGAUCCAAAGUGACCCCUAAGAGACAGAUUUCACCGCAGGCACUCAAAAUGAGUACACUAGGAUACAAAGUAAGUACAGAGAUCAGAAAACUGACCACAAAGAGGCAGAAAGCUUCAAUAAAGAGGGAUGAAAACAACAACCACACACAGAAUGAUUAAGAGAAAAGGGGCCACAUGAUCUGUAUUCUGUAGGCGACUUGAAUAUUAUACCUUUUUUAGUCCUUUUAUUUCCUUUAAAACUGUCCCAACUCAAAGUUUCUAAAUUCACCCCGGCUGUUACCCACUAAUCCCAUUGUUCCCUUUUUUUCUUUGUCUCCCAUUUUUGUUCCCCCUCCGUUUUGUAAAUUCUCUGAGCCAGACUUUCUCCCCUAUUCUUUCACUUGGACCUUUUCCCUAUUCCCACGCUGCCCGAGACUACAGAGAGAAAGAAACCUGUGCCAAGUUGGCAGGACAGAGGCGGGGAGGAGAGGAGCGAAUUGUAUUAAGAGCAGAGAGACCGGAGAACGUUGAGGGAAUAGAGACAAAGAUUGGGUAAAAAGAUGAGGAGAGAGGAAUGAGAUACCGAGAGUGAUGGAGAAUGAGAGAGUGGGGAGGGGGAGGGGUUGAUGGAUUAUCUGUUCAAGUGUAAUGUGAUGUUGCAUGGGGUUGCAGUCUUUUUUGGCACCGAUUUAAUUUAGGAGAGAGGCAGACCUGGCUGCUGCACAGUGCACAAAAGCCUGAAAGUGUGUCUGUGUGUGUGUGUGGGAGGGGGGGAGUAGGCGAGUGCACUCACACCAAUCUGACUUGCUGAACAACGUGUACUGCCUUCCCUGCCACCCACAGCGCCGUACAGUCACAUCCAAAGUGGUGCUGGGACAGCAGAGCGUCAAUCUCUCUGCAGACUUAUGCUCUGAUUAUCUGAUGAAAGCUGCAACGCUCCACAUUUAUGCACGAGGGCUGAAAUUGUAUUGAAGGAGAGAGGAUAUAAACAGAUCAUGAGUGCAGGGAUAUGAAAACAUCAGCACAGAAAAAAGGCGAGGAAAGCAAAUACAAUAUUUAAAGCACUCUACCAGGUAAACAGUGAAAAGGAUGGAAACUACACUUUUCUGUCUAGAUCAUGCACUCUCCAAGAGGCAGAGGUGAGGUUUUAUAUACCGACUCAGGACGAGAUACCCUAACACAUCGUAACAUACAACAGUAUUAUCAAAAAGUAAAAUAUACAAUCUUUGCUGAUAUGUGCUUACUGAGCUUACUCUCUAUCAUUUAUUUUGUCUUUUAUUUUAUCAUUUUUAUCUGUUUUUUUUCUGUACAUAACUGUUUUAUUUAUGCACUAGCUGGGAUAUUUUAAGUUUUGACUUGAAUUGAAUAUUGGAAAUUUAAUAUUACUUUUACUCUGUUCAGAAAACAUGAACAUUCAGAUUUUUGAAAAAUGGCUGUACAGUUGUCAGUAAAUAAAAGAAAAAGGAAGAAAACCAUGCAUAAACAGCGAGGGAGGUGAAAUACAGUUUUGGCUUCGGAGGUGGAUUAGGAGUAGUUGACAACAGACUGAUUUGACAGCUUUUUAAAAUUUCUUUUCCGUGACAAACACUCACAAUGAGUCAUACAUUUCACUGUUAAAAGACAAAAAAAAUUAGGUACUUGGUUGAGACUACUUCUUUUACAUAUACAAGAUAAGAGAUCAGAGGUUUUACUUAGUGUAUUUAGGUGUUUAACAAAUCGAUUUAUUGCCUCAGUCCAACUGAAAAUGAAGUUUUAAAAAACACAUGAACACAUUAGUCAGACUGAAAUUGCAAUAAUUAAACUUUACAAAGUCAGAGCAACAUAUUUGGAUAACAUAUUCAUGCCAUGCAUGCUGAUGACAUUUCCAAGUGGUAACAGAGAAUAAAGGUCAAAAAGUGUAGGACCUUGAAUUGAACCCUGGGGGACACCACAAUUCAUUUUGUUAUGUCCAGAGGAAAUCAGGAUUGAAAGUGCCAUAGACUGUUUUAAGACAAGAUGUUGGGAUGGGAUCUAAGAGACAGGUUGCUAGUCUGACUAAUUUGGCACAUGAGGAGGUGGGUAAAUACUGUUGCCAUGGAAUCUGCAGAACAACUAUUUUUCCCCUGUUUUUAUAACUUUUGAAUCAAUGAGAUCAUCUUCAAAUCAAUAGUUAGUGUCAGCUGUUUCUUGGUUAUAAGCUUUGUGUUGGCAUCGUGUCCACCAUGCUGGCUCUCUCAACAUUAUUCCUUAUUUCAUCUCAUUUUGUAGCUCCAGCAUUUCUCUUUUCGCUACACUCCGGCAACAUUUAAUGAUGAUAAACUAUCUAUUGAGCUUUUUGUUUCCUGUCAGAGUCAGACAUGCUAUUCGUUUUUUUGUUCAGGAAAGAAAAAUUCUUCUGUUUAUGAAAACUGAAUGUAUCUAUUGACCCUUCUUUGGUUUCUCAGCAUAACAGCGCUUUUAUUUAUCAGCCAAAGCUUUGAGAGAUUCUGGUCAGGCUCAGAGGUAGGCUGCCAUCAGCAGAACAAAUAACGUUAAGCAGGAGAAAGCAACAUGGUCUUGUCUUCUGGCACUUAGACAGCAGUCCUGAUGCUUUCUGACGGCACAGCCCGACCAGUCUCCUCUUAUUUCAUGGCUCCAGUGUGAGCACACUCUGAGCUGCUGCUGCUGCUGCUCUCUCAAGUUUCAUCUCUGUGAUCUCCUAAAGAGCUGCUGUUACACCUGUCUUCCUUUGUCUCUCUGUCUCAGGAACAUCUGGUGAGGACCAAACUCCCUCCAAACCCCUCUGCUGUCUUCCAAAGUGGAUCCAGGGUCUUCAACAUCUGACAUAUUUCCAACCACUCCUCUUUGAUUGGUGUCAGUUUUUAAAGGAAUAAACAGGGGAAUGAUUUCAGUCCAUUCCACAACACAAGAAUCUAUGCAAGGGAAUGUAAUGUUGUGAAGCCUGCAGAGCUGCAGCGUACAGACAGAUAGACAACCCCUGUGUACCUUCCUACCCCUGUUGCUAUGGAAAUGAAUAUGCAUGUAAGAAAAUAAUUUGUUUCUGCAGCUAUAGAUGCACAAGAAACUGGCUGCUCUGUUCGUGUGAGUGUGUGUAUGUGUGUGUUUGUAUGUGUGCACACGCUGAUUUGUCCCUUUGUUGUCAAGUCUGCUGUAGUUAUGAAUGACGUGGUUGGUCUUUAAAUGCUUUGAGUGCUAUGUUGGCCUUUGGUGUUGCUAGAAAAUCUGCUUGAAAAUAUGUUAUUUAUUUAGUCAGUAUACUAUUAGUUUGCUAUUUUGAGAAAGUGUUGUUAGGUUUAUCAUUUUGUAAAAAUCGAUUGUUGAAGACAAGGAGUAAAUAUACAACAUGUCAGUAAAAAUACAAUAAAAGACAAUUAGGUUCUUAGCCCUUUUACCAGG